Gadus chalcogrammus (walleye pollock) is the source of this 1082-nucleotide messenger RNA. RefSeq names its product usherin-like. Gene Ontology annotation, molecular function: protein binding. NCBI's taxonomy places the organism in Eukaryota, Metazoa, Chordata, Actinopteri, Gadiformes, Gadidae. The transcript is spliced from 7 exons. The record is from RefSeq and is a predicted model, not a curated record. The annotation marks the transcript as partial.
GGGUGUGGUCCGAGCCCAGGCACCUGAGUGUGGGUGUGUCGGUGGUGGAGCUGUUCUGGGGUCCGCCCCUGAGACCCCACGGAGAGGUGUCCCUGUACCGGCUGCUGAGGGACGGGCGGCUCGUGUUCAGCGGGGAGCCCAACGCCUCCAGCUUCACCGACACUGGCCUGCUGCCGGACCACCGGUACGUCUAUGAGCUUGAGGCCAUCACAGGGGGCGGCGCCAGUGUGAGUGACAGAUACGUGGUCCAAACACCUGCUUCCUGUCCUUCCGGGAUCCCGCCUCCCCACAACGUCACGGUGACCGGCCCUCGGUCCCUCUCCCUGGCCUGGGGACCCCCAGCCGGGUUCGACAGCAGUCAGGUGCUCCUCUACAACAUCCUGUUCAACCCAGGAAGUGACGCGGCUCUGACGCGCCCGGCGGGCCAGGCGUCCCGACUCAGCGUCACGGGACUCGAACCCUCCACCUCCUACCACGUCAGGGUGCAGGCCUGCCAGAGCGCGGGCUGCGGGGCCGGGCCGGGCGUGGUCGCCCAGACGCUGGAGGCCCCCCCCGGGACCCUGCCCCCCCCCCAGGUCACAGCAGUCGGGCCCCAGGAGCUGGAGGUCCGCUGGUCGGCCCCCCGGCAUCCAAACGGCCUCAUCACCUCCUACCUCGUACACAGGCGACCAAUAGAAACAGAGGAGGAGCUCCUGGUCUUCAUCUGGACCAAUGGGCCGCUGGAGUUCAUCGACGCCAGCCACGCCCUCCAGCCCUUCAGCCAAUACCAGUACAGAGUCCAGGCCCGCAACUCCAAGGGUUCUGCUGAGAGCCAAUGGGCUUCGGCCCGCACUCUGGAGGCGGAACCAAGGGAAAUGGCCCCGCCCACUGUAGUGCCCACUGGGGCGUACUCGGCCCGUCUGACGUGGACUGGUCCUCGCCAGCCCAACGGACUGGUGUCCCAGUACAGAGUGGUUUACAGGAAACACCAGCUGGACCCAACGCUCAACGCUUCCUCUGUCAUCGCUCUGACUGUGGAGGGUAAUGAUGGGCUGGGUGUUAUUGUGGCUCUGCAGCUGAAGAGGCCGCGUCUCCUGCUCUAG